CACACCACCAGGUUUUGACGCGCCGGAGAUAAAUUAAUGAACCCCCGUGGAGGAACAUGGGAAUAAUUAGAGGAAAUCCACCUUUUCUGGAGGACGUUUAAAGAUUUCUCUCUCUUUUUUAAAAAAAAAAAAAUUGUUUGUUGUUUUUCUUAUUUCGUUCAUUUUCUUUGUUUUUUUGUUGUUUUUUUUUUUCUCCCCCCGGUCGCGAUCCUCGGGUGAACCUCCGUGUGGGAUAUUUCGGCUGGACGAAGCGGCUCGGCUUCGGUCUGAGGCGCCCCCCUUUUUCCAUCGGUUGGAGGAGGAAGAAGAGGAGGAGGAUUGGGGAUGAAGAAGAAGUGAAGCCCCUCUACUGUCGGAGAAGACUACAUUUUUUUUCUUUCCAUCCCGCAGGUGAUUAACAGUUGAAAAGCAAAGGCACGCCUUUUGGAUACAUCCGUCGGGGAAUAAACAAGUUAGAGCCGUGGCGUCGGAGAUCGAAGGUGUGAGAAGAUGUGACACGUUCUUUUUUUUUUCUUUUCUUUUCCUUUUUUUUUUUUUGAAACGAGGGAAAUGGAGAAAAAGAGGAGAGGAGAUGCCGCGUCGGACAAAUAUUUCCUCUCCUGCUCCGUAGGAUUCUUCCUUUAUUUAUUUAUCUAUUUAUUUUGCAGUGUGCUCAGUCAACGUGACCGCGGUUAAAAAAAAAAAAAAGUGUUCCCAAAUUCCUCUAGCGCACACAUCUUCAAGUGGAACUCAAACACAAACCUCAUCUGGGAGCUUCUGAUUAAAACUUGGCGGCUGGAGGAACACGGUGAGAAUCACAUCUGAGCUUUUUUUUUUCUUCCCCUCUCUCCCUCUCUCUCUUCCUCUCUCUCUCUUGGCUUUCUGGAAAUGUGAGUCCGCCGGAGACCAGUGCGCACCACGCAGAGUCGCCAAGGCUGCAGCGCACAGCCCAAUUUUUUAUUAUUUUUUUUUUUCCCCCAGCGCGGGGGAAAGCGGGGCUUCGCACCGCAGCAUCUCCACGACGCUCUCGUUUUUUUUCUUUUUUUUUUUUUUCUUCUCCUCACUCUCGUCGCUGAGAUGCGUCCGCGGGCAGCGAUCCCCUAAAUGGCCAGUGGAUACUGAUUCUCCAUGGUGUUCGCCGGCCAGGUGUCUCAGAGAAGAGGGCGAAACCUCGGCUGUUUGGUUCAGUAACAGCAGCAACAAAAUAACACCCUGGACACACCUUUUUUAAUGUCAGUCAAGAUUUCGGCUGGGUUGCCAUGACGAGCGAGGAGUGUCCUGUGCCGCUGGGGAGCAUUUCCUCAGCAGGGCCAGGGCAGAGCGAGGACUACGGUUCGGCGCAUGCUGACGACAUCAUCGAGGAGGUGGGUCCGGGUGAUGAUGUCAGUAUCGGCAGUGACCUGAGCACCCUCGUGGUGCCCUUCCCAGAGCUGGCGCCCGUGGUCUUCUUCUGCCUGAAGCAGACCACCUGUCCUCGCAACUGGUGCAUCCGGAUGGUCUCCAGCCCGUGGUUCGAGAGGAUUAGCAUCAUGGUGAUCCUGCUCAACUGCGUGACACUGGGCAUGUACCAGCCCUGUGAGAACAUCGACUGCACCUCGGACCGCUGCCAGAUACUGCAGGCCUUCGAUGCAUUCAUCUACAUCUUCUUUGCGCUGGAGAUGGUGGUAAAGAUGGUGGCGCUUGGGAUCUUUGGCCGUCGCUGUUACCUGGGGGACACCUGGAACAGGCUGGACUUCUUCAUCGUCAUGGCUGGGAUGGUAGAGUACUCACUGGACCUGCAGAACAUCAACCUGUCAGCCAUUCGGACAGUGCGGGUCCUGCGGCCCCUCAAAGCCAUCAACAGAGUGCCAAGUAUGCGUAUCCUGGUGAACCUGCUGCUGGACACUCUUCCCAUGCUGGGCAACGUGCUGCUGCUCUGCUUCUUCGUCUUCUUCAUCUUCGGCAUCAUCGGUGUGCAGCUGUGGGCGGGGCUCCUGAGGAACCGCUGCUACCUCGAGGAGAACUUCACCCUCUCUUCGGGUCUGACCCUGCCGCUUCCGUACUACCAGCCAGAGGAGGAUGAUGAACGCCCCUUCAUCUGCUCCCUUGCACAUGACAACGGCAUCAUGUCAUGUUCGGACGUGCCAGCGAGGCGCGAGGGAGGACGAACGUGCUGCCUGGACAAGGAGGACGCUCUCCACAGACAGGCUCUGGGCCUAAGUCCUGAACCGCUGGCGAACGGUAGCGGUGCUGGUGAAGCGAUGGGUCUGUGCAUCAACUGGAACCAGUACUACACCCGAUGCCACACAGGAAAUAGUAACCCCCACAAAGGUGCCAUCAACUUUGACAACAUCGUUUACGCCUGGAUUGUUAUUUUUCAGGUGAUCACUCUGGAGGGCUGGGUGGAGAUUAUGUACUAUGUAAUGGAUGCCCAUUCCUUCUACAACUUCAUCUACUUCAUCUUACUCAUCAUUAUUGGUUCAUUCUUCAUGAUCAACCUGUGCCUGGUGGUCAUCGCCACCCAGUUCUCAGAGACCAAACAGCGGGAGCACCAGCUGAUGCAGGAGCAAAGGGCGCAGUGCUUGUCCUCCUCCACCCUGGCCAGCAUGGCUGAGCCUGGAGAUUGCUACGAGGAGAUCUUCCAGUUGGUCUGCCACGUCCUCCGCAAGGCUAAGAGGAGAUCGGCAGCUCUCUACUACACGCUGAGGGGCAAGCCCCCGCCAGCUGGUGGAGGUAGAGGCAACCGGCGUGGUGGGGGCAAUGUGAACGGAGAGCGGCAUCAUUCCAGGCACCCAAGAUCCUCCCACUGUCCGCACCAGAACAAGCCAGACCACAGCACUCAGCCGCUCGCCAACUCCAUCAGUCUGACCGUCCCUCAGAAUCCAGAGGACUGCCCCAUAUGUGCAUUAUCGCUGAAAGAGGGGGCGAGGGCUGCUGGAGACUUGGCCAACGGGGAGGAAGAUGAUGAGGAUGCAGUGAAGGAGACGGGCAAGGAGGAGAACCAUCUAGAGGAGAAGGGGGAUGGAGAGAAAAAGAAGAAGAGGACUUGCUUUCGGCACUGUAUCGACAUGUGGAACGGAAUGAGAAGGAAACUUUGGGGCAUUGUGGAGAGCAAGUACUUCAGCAGGGGCAUUAUGAUCGCUAUUCUCAUCAACACCAUCAGCAUGGGCAUCGAGCAUCACAACCAGCCCGAUGAGCUGACCAACGUCCUGGAGAUCUGCAACAUCGUCUUCACCAGCAUGUUCACCCUGGAGAUGAUCCUGAAGCUGACUGCUUUUGGCUUCUUUGAGUACCUGAGGAACCCCUACAAUAUCUUCGACGGCAUUAUUGUCAUCAUCAGUGUGUGUGAGAUCAUCGGCCAGGCAGACGGCGGCCUGUCAGUGCUGAGGACCUUCAGACUGCUGAGGGUCAUUAAGCUGGUGAGGUUUAUGCCUGCUCUGAGGCGGCAGCUGGUGGUGCUGAUGAAGACGAUGGACAACGUGGCCACUUUCUGUAUGCUGCUCAUGCUCUUCAUCUUCAUCUUCAGUAUCCUGGGGAUGCACAUCUUUGGUUGUAAGUUCAGUCUGAAGACAGAGGCCGGAGACACAGUGCCCGACAGGAAGAACUUUGACUCCCUUCUCUGGGCCAUCGUCACUGUCUUUCAGAUUUUGACUCAGGAGGACUGGAACAUGGUGUUGUACAAUGGCAUGGCAUCCACCUCGCCCUGUGCUGCACUCUACUUCGUAGCUCUUAUGACCUUUGGAAACUACGUGCUCUUCAAUUUACUGGUUGCCAUCUUGGUGGAGGGUUUCCAAGCUGAGGGUGAUGCAAACCGCUCCUACUCGGACGAUGACAGGUCUUCCUGUAAUUUUGAGGAGAACGAUAAGCAGAAAGACUCUCUACAUCUCUCAGACCCAAAGAUUUGCACACUAACCCCGAAUGGGCACCUGGAUCUUGCCCCUCUUCCCCCUGGUCUGUAUCCAGGAGAGAGGUUGACCUUUGCUCUUGGCUCCAGAAAGAACAGCGUUAUUUCUCUUGGCAGGGCAGAGCAGAGGGCUGUGUACCCAGGGCGAGCUUAUCACAACUGGGGCCGCCCUCUGCCUCCCCAUCCACAGGCCUUGUGGGCCCGUCGCUCCAGCUGGAACAGCCUGGGAGGAUGCCGCCCCUGCUCCUCCUCGUCUCCCUCUACCAGUCCAGCCCUUACCCCCACCUCUGCGAGGCCCUUCUAUGGCUACGGCCUGGGAGGCCUCGGCGGAGUGGUCGGAGGAAGCCUUCGUAUACGGGGUCCCCGUGCUUCCUCAUCCCCGCGCCGCCACCUGGCCCACAUCCACACGGAUGAGGAGGAGUCUCUCCUCUCUCCUCCUGCUGUCGCUCCACAGUCUCUCCACCUUCCCCAUCCUGUGCUGCCUGGCCACUUUGUACCCAGGAGGGACCGCAGAGCUCUAUCGCUAGAACUGCCCCAUCUGCUGCAGGUCCCGGGACCCCAGCACCGUCCACUGCCACCACACCACCUGCUGCCCCCCAUGACGCUCCACGCUCACCAAAGGAAGAAGAGCUUCUCUGGGGGGAUGGUAAUCAGCGGCGGAGGUGGUGGCAGUGGGCUCGACAGUCUUGGUGGACUAGGAGUGGUGCACCAAGACUGUAAUGGGAAGACUCCUCUGUCUCAGCUCCUCCAGCCUCCUCCUAGACACCCGGCUGAGCCGGCUGGAGGGCAGAACCCCCAGAGCCAGCUGAUGGCUGACGUCUUCCCCGCAGUUAACACACGCAGCAAGGAUAGGGAGGACAUGGAUGAUGACAUUGACUAUAGCUUGUGCUUCCGGAUCCAGAAAAUGUUAGAAGUGUACAGACCAGAUUGGUGUGAGACCAGAGAGGACUGGUCUGUCUUCCUGUUCUCCCCGCAGAACAAGUUUAGACAGAUGUGCCAGUCCAUCAUAGCCCAUAAGCUGUUUGACUACGUGGUGUUGGCUUUUAUCUUCUCCAACUGUAUCACAGUUGCUCUGGAGAGGCCCAAGAUACUACAGGGCAGCUUGGAAAGGGUCUUCCUCACGAUCUCUAACUACAUUUUUACGGCCAUCUUUGUGGGCGAGAUGACACUCAAGGUGGUUUCCAUGGGUCUGUACGUGGGUGAGCAGGCAUAUCUGCGGAGCAGCUGGAACAUUCUGGAUGGCUUCCUGGUUUUCGUGUCUCUGAUUGACAUUGUCGUGUCCAUGGCGGGUGGGGCCAAGAUCCUGGGCGUGCUUCGAGUACUCAGGCUGCUCAGAACAUUGCGCCCUCUCAGGGUGAUCAGCAGAGCUCCGGGUCUGAAGCUGGUAGUGGAGACCCUCAUCACUUCCCUCAAACCCAUCGGCAACAUCGUCCUCAUCUGUUGUGCGUUCUUCAUCAUCUUUGGCAUUCUUGGGGUGCAGCUGUUUAAAGGCAAAUUCUUCUACUGCUUCGGCCCCGACGUCAAAAACAUCACCAACAAGUCUGACUGUCUGCAAGCCAACUACAAGUGGGUCCACCAUAAGUACAACUUUGACAACCUUGGGCAGGCUCUGAUGUCCCUGUUUGUGCUCGCCUCCAAGGAUGGCUGGGUCAACAUUAUGUAUCACGGUCUUGAUGCUGUGGGUGUGGACCAACAGCCGGUGACCAACAACAACCCGUGGAUGCUGCUGUACUUCAUCUCCUUCCUCCUCAUCGUUAGCUUCUUCGUCCUCAACAUGUUUGUCGGCGUGGUGGUGGAGAAUUUUCACAAGUGCCGACAGCACCAAGAGGUGGAGGAGGCCAAAAGGCGGGAGGAGAAGCGUCAGCGGCGCAUGGAAAAGAAGAGGAGAAAAGCCCAAAAGCUGCCCUACUAUUCAAGCUAUGGCCAAGUGCGCCUGAUGAUCCACACACUGUGCACAAACCACUACCUGGACCUCAUCAUCACCUUCAUCAUCUGCAUCAACGUCAUCACCAUGUCCUUAGAGCACUACAAUCAACCUCAUUCUCUGGAUCUCGCCCUGAAGUACUGCAACUAUUUCUUCACCUCCACUUUCGUGUUGGAAUCAGUACUCAAACUCAUCGCCUUCGGCUUUCGCCGCUUCUUCAAAGAAAGGUGGAACCAGUUGGACUUGGCCAUCGUGCUUCUGUCAGUGAUGGGCAUCACCCUGGAGGAGAUCGAGAUCAGCGCUGCCCUGCCCAUCAACCCCACUAUCAUCAGGAUCAUGAGAGUACUGAGGAUAGCUCGAGUGCUGAAACUGCUGAAAAUGGCGACGGGAAUGAGAGCCCUGCUGGAUACGGUGGUCCAAGCCCUGCCUCAGGUGGGUAACCUGGGCCUGCUCUUCAUGCUGCUGUUUUUCAUCUACGCCGCCUUAGGAGUAGAGCUUUUUGGAGAACUUGUAUGUAAUCCUGACUACCCAUGCGAGGGUAUGAGUCGUCACGCUACUUUUGAGAACUUUGGCAUGGCUUUCCUUACCUUGUUUCAAGUCUCCACGGGCGACAACUGGAAUGGCAUCAUGAAGGACACAUUGCGGGAGUGCCCACCGGACCACGGCACCGAUGUGGACUAUGCCUGCAAUCCGAGCCUUCAGUUUAUUUCGCCUAUGUACUUUGUCUCCUUCGUGCUCACCGCCCAGUUCGUGCUCAUCAAUGUGGUGGUGGCCGUGCUGAUGAAGCACCUGGACGACUCCAACAAGGAGGCCGCAGAGGAGGCGGAGAUGGAUGCAGAAAUUGAGCUGGAGCUGGCCCAGGGCACCCUCUGUUGCAUGGGCGCCCCCGGCUGCGGGGGUGCGAGGAUGGACAAAGGACUAGUCGCUGCUGGUUCAGGGCCUGGAGGCACAACAGCGGGGAAGGAGCGAGGAGGUGCCAGAGGAGAGAAGGGAGAAGGAAUGAGGAAGAUGCGCCACGCGUCAGCCACUGGGCACCCAGGAGGGUACAACUCCCGAGACUCCAUCCGGAGCCUGUACUCACCAGCACAAGAUUCACUGGAGGGGGAGAUGCUGAUGAUCGACAACCUCUCCGGUUCUGUCUUCCACCACUACUCCUCUCCUCCGCCCGUCUGUAGAGACUGCAAGGGCCACCCACAAGAGCAGAUCAGGAUGGCAGAGAUUGAGCAGGCGUCGCUGAAGUCAGAGCAGCUCUCAGACAAAUCCUCAUCUCCGGCGCUGCCUGAUGACCUCAGCCUGGACGAACACACAGCCUACCAGCUGCUGGCGCGAGAGAGCACGGGAAGGUGCAGCAGUGACUCCCGCAGCUCCGAGGAGGCUGGAGGUGGAGGGAGUCACGCGGGAGGCUACCAGACUCAGACCGUGGUGCAGAGCCAGCCCUGCCGAGCCCUCAGCGCUGGCAUCGAGAUAGAGACCGCACUACAGGAGAUGGAGAUGCAAACACACCAGACACAUAUGUGCUCAUCUCACUGUAGCCCCGGUGGCGUUUCCAGCAGCAGCAACAAGGGAAGAAACAAAGAUGGAGAGGGAGGAGCCAGUGGCAUUUCUCCUCUCUUCCAUCUGCCUGCAGAGUUCUUCCACCCAGCAGGAGCAGCCAUCCCAGCACCUCCCCGCAGUCGGAGCCUACGGUUGUCAAGGGGCCUCCGGCUGACCUCCCCAGCCUCCUGGGCGUCGCUGCGCUCCCCAGGAGCCCAUAGCAAGAUGCUGUGUACGCAGUACCCGUCCCACAGUGACUCCUCCCUGGCUACAGGCAGCUCUGAGGGCAGCCUCCAGACUACCCUGGAAGAAGGUCUGAGCUUCAGCAUCUCUCCACCGCAGAACCUGGAGUUGCCUUUGCCCACAGCUCCGUUACCCCUCGUGUGUCCGCUCCAGCUGCCCGAAGACGGCACGGCGAUUUCCUCCCCGGUCCAGACCCUGAGACCAAGGCCGACGCCCUCAUCAACCCUCACCCUCCAGGCCACCAGGGGCCACCAGCGGAGCCAGAGCAGCGGCCGAGGUAGCACCAGCCCGGGCUACACCCGUGAUGACUCAAUUGACCCCUCAGACGAGGACCUGGGCAUAGGCAUUGGGUCAUCAAUUGGUGGUUGUGGCUCAAGCCAAGCGGGAAACAGUGAACACUUGUCAGAGACACUGAGCAGCUUGUCGCUGACAUCACUGCUGUCGCCCAGCUCCCUGGUGUACCCGGGAGGAGCAGUGAAGAAGUGCAACAGCACAGGGAGCCUGGAACAAGGGGGGAUGCUGCUGUCGUCGCGGGGCAGGGAGAGCCGCAGGGAGAUUCUAGGCCUGGAACUUAUGGACCCCCAAGGCUUCUUGGCCAACCCCUGGGCGGGGGUAUUAGUUGACACAAGAAGAGGAGAUGGAAGAGGGGACCUAGGAGAUGGCGAGCAAGGGUUUAAAGGAAAGAGCUCGAGCCAGACAACAGUAGGGCCUUGUCGGAAAAACAGAUGAAAUCCGCUGUUUACUCCUUCUUUGUCUCUCCAUUCCUUGGAUCUAAACCCAUUGCUGUCCCUCUCACUCUCUCUGCUCGCAUCAGUGAGAGAGAGGCUUGAUGACACAUGAUGUCCUGUAUCUCAAAACCAAACCCUCAUCUUACCCCUCAACCCCUUUCUAUACAUUUGUGACGAGCCCAUGUCCUAUUUUGUGCUACCUAGGGGAGUGGUCUUGGUUGUAGCCUGCUAGUUAGGAAGUGGCCUGCGGAGUUAAGGACCAAGGGCUGAAGACAGGUCCUAACCUCUUGGGGGCCGUACCUGUUGAGGAGGACGUGGAACGGUUCUGCUCUCUCUGGACGGCCCGAAGGUGCAUCCAUAUCAGGGAGUGAAUUGGAGCAGAGACAAAAGAGCUGAAACUCAAAAGAAAGAGUCUUGCUGUCGCUUGACUGUAGUUCCUUUUCUGCGCGUCGGCUCGGUUUCACAGAGGAUGACAAUGCAAAAAUAGAAGUUCCCAAACUGAAACAGCUAUUCAUGCCAACAGAGACAGUUUUGAUUAGUGUUAGUGUCUCGGAGGCAGUUGCGGCAAGUCGGAGGGAGGAGGCUCGGAGAUGGUGGAAUAUAUCAAGGCGUAAGAAAGGCUGGGAAAGGAGAAGACAGGUCAUUUGUUUGGCUGGGCGAGCAGAAAGCGGAUCUAAUGUCCAUCUGCUCUGGCAGACGGAAACAACAGGUCCUACUCGCUACUGGCACAGGACCUUCUGCUGAGUUCGGAGCGAAGCGCAAGGUGGAGGAGAGUUCAAGAGGGUGCGCCCGACGUGUUUGUGUUUGUGAGAGCACUGAUCUCCAAGGCAUGAAUUAAAUUAUUCUCAUCACUUCACCAUAUCUCUGUAUUUUUUCAAACGGGAGAUAGGUAUCGACUGAUCAAAGCUCCGUGCCUCCGUCAACUCGGCCUUGAGUGGCAGCGGAAAAUGAAAAGAAAUUGACAGAUUGCGGAGGUAUAGCCGUGCAUGGAGUGAUUCGUGAAAUUGUUUUUUUUUUUUUCUCUCUCUCUCUCUCCAGCAUCUCGCACUCACUCAAAGAUGAAGAAACGAGUACGAAUAGGAGCUUGGUUGGAUGGAGCUUUACAAACCCCAUCAGCAGGAACACUAACGCGUGCCUGGGGCAGCCUUGUGUGCACCAAAAAAAAAAAAAAGAAAAAAGAUUCACAGCUACUUAACAAAGUGAGACUCGAAGCACACUCCUUUUGACACCACUUCCUCCCACCAUGCUUAAGGAUUAGAGGUGAACGGACGAACGCGCAGGUGUUUGCGAGGGACCUUGACUGCAUGAUGGAAUUGCAUUUAACCGAGAUUUUUAUCUAUAUACAGAAAAGUGUAUCAAGAUGUCAAUGUUGGGUGAUAACGAUGUGAUUUCUAUUCCACUAUUUUUGUAGAAAAGAGAAUAGGCACGUGCAAGUGUUGCCGUUUCUUUGUCCCCGUUUAAUUUAACCCAUACGAUCUCUUUGACAUGUUGUCUGGGACUUUUUGUCUGCCAGUGGCUUCCAGUUUUAUAACAUUUUUUAAGGUGUGCACAGUGUAUAAAACAACGAAGCAAAAAAUUUCAAACAAACUUUGUGCGCUGAAGUGAUUGUUCCCUCCAGCACAUUUCUCUUUGGGAACACUGGGUUCCUGGUGGAUUCUUUUUUUUUUUUUUUUCCAAAUGUUGGAGUCCCAGAGGGACAACCAGAGAUGGGAACAGCCAUAUUCACUCAGCACAUGAGGAUCGUUCUAGCUCACAGACAUUCCUGGCUGCACACAGGGAACUUUGUUUGCUUUUAGCCUCCUAUGCUAAAAAAAAAAAAAAAAAAGAAGAAGAAGAAGAAGAAAAAAAAAACAUGAAUAGCGCAAAACCAUCUCUAUGAAAGCUUUAAUUUGAAAGUUACACCACAACAUAUCGAUUACGGACACAUCAGUGUUCCUUAAGCAUGGUUCUGGGAUUGCAAUACAGUAUGCUUAUUCUUGAAAUGACAUCCUGAUGCACUCAUCUUCUCUUCCCCAUCUCCUCACACAUACAGUAUGUUGUAGCAACUCUUCCACACACACACCCACCCACACACACACAUUAUCAUUUGAUAUCAAAAGCGGGACACUGUAACAACGGACAAAACUUUUGCAUCUUUUAAUGCAAACUUAUUUUGGCUCCUGCCACUUGAUUAAUUGCUCCAUCUGAGAAGCAGAUGCUCAUCUCAAAGCCUGAUUUCUGGAGGUAGACUGUUGUAUAUCCCUAGUGUUUUGAUCAUUACCUUGCUUUUUUCAUUUCUCGAAAAGGAAUGAGGUGAUGUGAGAAAAAAAUCCGAGGGUUUGACCUUUUUUAUCAUGCAAAAUCACUUUGAUGACUAUGUCUUAUCACACGGUGUUGGGUAUUAAUGAGUGAUAGUAACAAGGCAGUUCAUGCGAGUGUGUGUGCUUGUGCGUGUGCGUCCAUGACUUCAGGUGAAGUGAUUGCCUUUCCCUGAAGAGUCCUGUUUGUCGGCGAGGACACCCCGAGAUUAAAAAGUCGAAGAGAGAAAACGCGGAGCAACCAAGGGCUGUUUUAGCUUCAAAGAGACGUCCUCCUAUCUUUCUGAGACAAAUCCUUGUGUCAGUGAAUAUGGCAUCAAAGGUUAAAGCCUGACUACGCAGCAAUAAAUGUUCUAUGUGUAUGCCCUGAGUAAAUGAUGUCAAUGUGAUUUUUAUCUCCUCAGAAUACAACAGUAUUCAUUACUGUCUGUUUUUUUUGUUUUUUUUUUCUUGCUUCUACUUGUCUGAAAAAUACAACCAUUCAGAAAGCACCUCUGCCCUCUCAGAGACCAAUCAGCAGAGAGAUGGGCCGCAAUUGGACAACAUGAACAAAUGAGGUUAUUGAACUCAGGUCGGGGGGUAAAAACCACUAGUAAAAUUCUCAAGAUAGCUGUAAAGGUGUGAUCAGACUGAACCCGGCGCAAAUCACCUCACCUCACUUUACUCGCACAAAUUUGACUGCUGGAGUGUUUAUUCCCACGAAAACAGCCAAAUGCACGGACACUCCCGAUGCUAGCUCGAACUACCUAAUGAUGCGCCAACUGUGCGUGUGCGUGAGCAGAGUGUGCCUUUGUACAGUGCGUGUGCGCUGCGGCUCAGCCUCGGCCUGGUUCUCUUACCAGGAUCUUAAUUUGUUUCUGUUAUUUUCCUCCAGACUCUCCUUUCACUUUUCUUCCUCGUCUCUGUUUGAACAUGAACCGCAGUUUUUUUUUUUCGCUCGCACCUUUUCGACACACACUUCUGCUUCGGCUCACGCUGCCUUGAACGAAAACGUGCGUCCACCUCUGCAUUGAAUUUGUAUGCAAUCACGCCGCCUCUGGGAUUUGCUCUGCGCUCAGUCUGAGCACACCUUAAGAGUGUACAAUUCACGUUUGUACAUAUCUUUGUAUUUUUGAUCUGCAUGUGUGCAUUGCUGCCAGUUGACCAUGAUUAUAUCAUUAGUAUGCAUUUCAUAAAAUUGUACAAAG
This is a messenger RNA of Acanthopagrus latus (yellowfin seabream), 11774 nucleotides long. RefSeq names its product calcium voltage-gated channel subunit alpha1 Ia (gene cacna1ia). Bases 1239 to 8291 code for a protein of 2350 amino acids. Gene Ontology annotation, cellular component: voltage-gated calcium channel complex; neuron projection; voltage-gated sodium channel complex. NCBI's taxonomy places the organism in Eukaryota, Metazoa, Chordata, Actinopteri, Spariformes, Sparidae. Gene Ontology annotation, molecular function: voltage-gated sodium channel activity; low voltage-gated calcium channel activity. The transcript is spliced from 37 exons. The record is from RefSeq and is a predicted model, not a curated record. Gene Ontology annotation, biological process: calcium ion import; positive regulation of calcium ion-dependent exocytosis; sodium ion transmembrane transport.